UUGAAGUACACUGCAUUAUCCAUAAUGCUUUUCGGCAUCUACGUCAUCAACCUGCGUUGUUCUGAGAGUGGUGAGCUGGCUUUGAACAGCGGGUGGAUUUUUCAUUUAUAAUUUCCUCCCACAAUCUUCAUCACAAUGACCAAGCUUCUGGAGUGGCUUCUUGGUGUGUCACUGAUUGGUGUGGCAUGGGGACUCGUUACCUUUGACCUCCUUGAUCUGCAGUUUCCUCCCCAGUAUAGAGAGCUGGCGUGGCCCAUGCCUGUAUAUCUGCUGGUGGUGUUUGGGUGUUAUUCACUGGCAACUGUUGGUUACCGUCUGGCCACGUUUAAUGACUGUGAGGAUGCGGCCAAAGAGUUGCAAGUCCAAAUAAAAGAAGCCAAAGUGGAUUUAAAGAAGAAGGGACUGAAGAUGUGAGAAUUACAUCAUAGCUUCAUAUACACACACACACACUUUGUGAUGUCUGUACUACAAUAUGCGCUCAAAGCUUUUCAAGUUUGUUCAAGUCUUUUUUCAACAUGAUGUAAAUAACCGAUUGAAAUGUAAACACCUGUACACCUGAAUGAUCUGUUUCCAGGAUUAUGACAGUCUUAUUUUAAACAUUACAGGCACAUGCAUGUAUUGUCAAUGGAGAACAGUGCUAUUUCUGUCAACCUCUAGUUUGUCUGUAUUUGCAUUGGCCAGAGAAUUAAUACAUCUCUUUUUUGAACCAGUUCUUUUUAGCGAGUCCGAAUUCUGAGUCCGACUUCGAAACAAACCCACUGUGUAGAUUUGCGCUUGCACAAGGGCAGCAUUUCAGAAACUCAAAUGACUUAGAUUUUGAUUUAAAAUAUAAAAUAAUGUGACUGUGUUCAGGCUCCCAAACUGUUGUCCCUUUUACCUUAAAUUAAGGUUAUGAUAAUUUUUCUUGUGUGUGUAAUUGGAGUGUUGUAAGAACAAACAUAUAAUGUGAAUACAGGGUCCUGAUAAAAGAAGUGGCCUACAUCAGGCUUUUCACACCUGGUUAACCCUGGGUCAUUUUAAAGCUCAGGUAAAUGAAAUCCAUGGUCAUUUUUCUCUACGCUUCACAAGUCCCAUAACCUGCCCGGUUUAUAAAUGAAUGCUGCUUAUUCAUAAGCUGAUGUGUCACGCUGUGCAUUUCCUGGGUUAACUUUCUUAUUUGUGUUGUCAAUGAUUGGAUGAACGCAGCACACAACAUUUUUCCAGCAUCCUCGUGUUAGUAGAUAUUAUUGGAUGAAUGUAUUAAGUUUUUCCUGAAUGGACUUUUAGGACUACAAAGGUAUAAAUACUAUUGUCUCUCUUCACUUAAAAUCAUGUAUUUUCCUUUACCAUUUAAUGGUAAAAUACCUCUCUGUAUGCUAGUGACUGUUUAACCCUCUGGUGUUGUUUGGUCAUUUCAGACUAGGGUAAAAAAAAAUAUUUUUUAAUUGCUACUUCAUCGAAAUGGCAUUAAAAUGUAAUGACUUUUAUGUCUAAACACACACACAAAAAUUCUAGACUUGAUUAAAAAAAGCUUAAUGGUUGAAAAAAAUAGUCACACUCACACACACUGCUGUUCGUGGUCAAAAAUGACCACCACUGGAAAUGAAUGGGAAAUACUCAACAAUACAAAUACAAAUAUAUAUAUAUAUUUUUUGUGUGCACAGCAAUUAAGGGGUGACAAACAAAAAUAUCAAGAGUGUUAAAACAGAAACACACAAACUCACUCACACACAAAAAAAUAUUUUUAAAACUUGGAAAUUUCUUUCUCUGUUUACAGGUUUGACUGUAGUAAAAUUAAUGCAAAAACUGGCAAUUCAAACCAAUAUUUAAAUAAAUACUUUCUAAACCUUUA
Carassius auratus (goldfish) is the source of this 1831-nucleotide messenger RNA. RefSeq names its product dolichyl-phosphate mannosyltransferase subunit 3, regulatory (gene dpm3). Gene Ontology annotation, cellular component: endoplasmic reticulum membrane; dolichol-phosphate-mannose synthase complex. The transcript is spliced from 2 exons. Gene Ontology annotation, biological process: GPI anchor biosynthetic process. The record is from RefSeq and is a predicted model, not a curated record. Lineage: Eukaryota; Metazoa; Chordata; Actinopteri; Cypriniformes; Cyprinidae. The coding region runs from base 136 to 414 and encodes 92 amino acids.